ACAUAGGUGGGUGGUGGAUAAAGCUCAAAAUACUAGCUUCUUCCACAGUGCACACACUCUUUAUUUGGCUAUAAAAACCCGGCAACUCGAGUUAGCUUUCUCUCAACCCACAAGCAGAUCGAACCAUCGAUCGAUCGAGAAGCAAACAUGGCGGCGUUUCCGAAGCAUAGUAGUAGCCUAGCGGCUGCCUUCUUCGCUGUGUCCAUGGCCAUAGCCGCAAUCACCACCACCGCCUUGGCGCAGAACACGCCGCAGGACUUCGUGGACCUGCACAACCGCGCGCGCGCGGCGGACGGCGUGGGUCCGGUGGCGUGGGACGCCACGGUGGCCAAGUACGCGCGGGACUACGCCGCGAAGCGCGCCGGCGACUGCAAGCUCCAGCACUCCGGCGGGCCCUUCGGGGAGAACAUCUUCUGGGGCUCGGCGGGGCGGGCGUGGGGCGCCGCCGACGCGGUCAAGUCGUGGGUGGACGAGAAGAAGCACUACCACCUGAGCAGCAACAGCUGCGACCCGGGCAAGGUGUGCGGGCACUACACGCAGGUGGUGUGGCGCAAGUCCACCCGCCUCGGCUGCGCGCGCGUCGUCUGCGCCGCCAACCGCGGCGUCUUCGUCGUCUGCAGCUACGACCCUCCCGGCAACUUCAACGGCGAGCGCCCGUUCCUCACUCUUGACGCCGCUGCCAAGUAAUUAAGAGUGUGCGUGCAGAGUGCAGUACGCAAACUCUACCAGCUCCAUUCCGUCUGAUCGUGGGAGCAUUUUGUGUGUACCCAUAUUUGUAUGCGGCCGCGUUUGUGAUGGUUUUUGUGUAAUAAAAUGCUAAUGCUUUCCGCGUUAUAUAUGUUUUUAUG
Messenger RNA from Sorghum bicolor (sorghum), 848 nucleotides. RefSeq names its product pathogenesis-related protein PRB1-2. NCBI's taxonomy places the organism in Eukaryota, Viridiplantae, Streptophyta, Magnoliopsida, Poales, Poaceae. Gene Ontology annotation, cellular component: extracellular region. The coding region runs from base 148 to 687 and encodes 179 amino acids. The record is from RefSeq and is a predicted model, not a curated record. The transcript has a single exon.